Molecule: messenger RNA, 1701 nt
Organism: Fusarium verticillioides 7600
Lineage: Eukaryota; Fungi; Ascomycota; Sordariomycetes; Hypocreales; Nectriaceae
Exons: 7
Coding region: 1-1701 (566 amino acids)
Source: RefSeq, a predicted model, not a curated record
AUGGAUAAAAGCUCGUGGGAGACUCGAGCAGCAGCCAAGCGCGCCGCCACUCUAGACAAGAUCCCUUCAGAAUGGAGAUUAUCCUCUGAGGACAUCGAACGAGCUCAAAGCCAACGCGACAUCACAGGACCUUUUAUUGAGCAGUUCCUUGACGAAGAAACAGUUUCUAUCACAUCAUUAAAGACUGUUGAGAUUUUAAAUGCUGUAUCGGAACGAGAACUCACAGCCACCAAGGUAGUGAGGGCAUUUUGUCAACGAGCGGCAGUCGCUCAUCAGAUCAAUAAUUGUCUUCAGGAAAUCUUCUUUGAUCAAGCAUUGGAACGCGCCCAGUUCCUGGACGAUUACUUUACUAAACAUGGAAAGACGCUCGGACCACUUCAUGGUCUGCCUGUCAGUCUCAAAGACCAAUUCCACGUGAAAGGUGUCGAUACAACAAUGGGUUACGUUGGUUGGAUAGACGGCAAUCUAGGUAUUGACUCUGAUAAGUCUCACACGAUAGAAAGCCAGAUCGUCAGCGAGCUACUCUCCCUUGGAGCCGUGCUAUACUGCAAGACAAGCCUACCCCAAACCCUUCUCUUCGGCGAGACAAAAAACAACAUCAUCGGCCAGACCCUAAACCCAAUAAAUCAGAACUUGUCUUGCGGUGGCUCGUCAGGUGGUGAAGCAGCGCUGAUGGCAUUGGGCGGAAGUUCAAUUGGCGUAGGGACAGAUAUCGGUGGGUCGCUGCGAAUACCAGCUGGUUUUUGCGGAAUCUUUUCGAUAAAGCCGACGUCAAAUCGACUAAGCUAUCGGGACGUUGCGAAUACGAAUCCCGGGCAGGAUACAUAUCGGUCUACGAUUGGAUUUAUGGGCACGUCGAUUGAUGCACUGGAGAUGGUGUUUGAGGCUGUUCUUAUGACGGAACCCUGGAUGAAAGACCCAGCUGUUAUACCGAUUCCGUUUCGAAAAGACGUCACCGAGUCGUAUCGGAGACGAGCGGAUGAGAAAGGAAAUGCCAAGUUUGGGGAGAGGCCACUGAAAAUGGGCGUGCUUUGGUGUGAUGGGAUGGUCGGACUACAUCCGCCUGUUCUUCGUGGGCUGGAGGUAGUGGUUGAGGCGCUGAAGAAGGCUGGACACAAGAUUGUUGACUGGAAGCCACCGUCGCAUGAAACGGCAACAAACAUUCACGCAAGGUUUCUCAGCGCAGACGGAGCGCACGACAUCCACCAACACCUCAAACGAUCCGGCGAACCUCUAAUCCAAGACUUGCAAGACGGCCUCAAUCUGAAAACGCCAAUAGAAUUACUCAAGUAUCAAGAUCUUACCAUCCAAGGUCUUGAGUACGAGCGGCAGUAUUCCGAUUACUGGAACUCCACCGCUGAAUCGGAUGGUCAAAUCGUAGACGCUGUUCUCAUGCCUGUAGCGCCUCAUGCAGCUGUGAUACCUGGAAAGUUCUACCACGGAGCCUAUACUGAUGCGAUGAACUUGACCAAUUACACGGCCGUUAUCAUUCCUACGAUUAGAGCAGAUACGAGAGUUGAUGUUUUUGAUGAGGGGUAUGAACCGCUGGGUGAGACGGAUAGGAAGAAUUGGCAAGCUUACGACGCAGAUUUGUAUGACGGCGCUCCAGUAGGCGUCCAAAUCGUAGGCCGAAAGUUCGAAGAAGAGAAAUGCCUAGCGAUAGCUCGAAUAGUCCACACCGUCGUCCAGAGCGCAGCGUAG